AUGACAGACGCUGCUACAGGCGUUUCUGAAAACCUUAUGGAUGCAGACGUUAGCAAUGGAGCUUCCGACUCUCCCACCUCUGGUUCUUCCUUGUUGUCUAGAAAAGGACUUUUCGGGAAGUCUGGAGUUUUGAACCAGACUUUGGAAACAGGCAUUACAGUGGAGAAAGAAGUUCUUAAGCCUGAUAGCGACAAGACCAAUGGAGAUGGAAAUGAUGGAGAAGAGGCGAACACUUCGGGUUCGGGUUCUGGUUCUGCUCUAACGAUAGCUUCUGCUGAGGUUACAAAAGAAGAAGGUGAUGAAGACUCUUCCCCCGGUGAAAUUGCUGAUGAAAAAGAAGAGAAAUCUGACCCGCAGCCAAGCACAGAGGAGCCAAGUGCUGAACCUGGAAAUAGCCAGUCACAAGAAGUAGUUCAAGAAGAGGAAAAGGAAGACGCGAACGCUCAAAACGCUGUACAAGAUCACACAGCAGAACAUAAUGAAGAAGAAAGCGGAGAUAAAAAAGAUAUUGGUAAACACUAUCUGGAAGGUGAGGAGAUCACGAAGGAGAAAACCGAAAAUCAAGAUGAACAUGAAGAUGCUGAAGAGGAACAUAAAGAAGCCGAAACUGACAACAGUGAUCAGACUGGGGUUGAUCAGGCCAAAGAUGAUGUAAACGAUGAUGGUGAAGAAGCUGACGUCUCAGGAAUAGAUGAGGUGGAAGAAAAAGUCACAGAACCUGAACCAAUAGUAGAAGACCCGGAGCCCACCAUCGACACGCUACCGGCAUCAGUUGAAGAGGAAGUAUGCGUUAAGAAAAUCAUCUCGAUGGAUACAGAUGAUGUUGAUCAGGACCAGAACGGGGAGACCAUCGCUUCUAAUGCAGAUGACAAUGAAAAUUCCCCUGAUCAAAUGGAAAUAACCGAGGUCACAGCUGAAGAAGAUGGCAAAGAAGAAGAGAAAGAAGAUGACAAAGAGCAACCUGCCGAUGAGGUGCCUAUUGUUGAAGAACCUGAUGCUGCGGAAAGUGAAUGUAUGGAAGAAGGAGACAACAACGAGUCAACGCGAGAAUCUGAAAAUGAGGCGACUGAAGAGAAUGUCGUUAUUGAAGAGAUGGAGAGUGAUGCUGUUGAGAAGACAGAUGAGGCAGCAGCUCCUGAAAAAGAAGGUGAGGACGGCGAUAAAAAGGAUGCAGAGAAUGAUGAGGAAAAGGAAGAUGACGAGGCUCCAAAGAGGCGCAGUUCCUCUCGUCGUUCUAUCCCUGUUGUUCCAGUUGAAAAGAAACCAACGACACGAGCAAAAACCACUCCUGCCAAGAAAACACCUUCAAAGCGGCGUGCAGAUGAGGAGAAAGCAGACGAUGAAGAGAAACCUGAAGUCGCUGAGGAGACUGGGGACAGCAAAGAGGACAUUGAAGAGAAAGAAGAAACAACGACUGAGCCGAGAUCUCUUCGAUCACGUGGACGUCGAUCAAAUGUAGUGGAGACACCAAAGACUGAGGAGCGGACACCUUCGAGAAAACGUGGCAAAACAGUAAAAAGUGCUAAGAAAGACGUUGCUGCUGAAGCUGAAGACGAAAACGAACAGGAUUCUGAUAAAGGGAAAGAACGUGAAAAGACGGAAGACAUGGAUGCUGAGCCGACUCGCUGUUCGUUGCGAUCACGAGUGACCAAGACCCCAGCGAAGCAGGAAUCCCCUGCUCCGAAGUCUACUAAUCGUCGCGGUCGCUCCGCCAAAAAGGAAGACAACACCAUCGUAAAGAAAGAAGCAGAAGGGGAAGGUAACACUGAGCCGGAAACUCCUCGUAGAACGAGAAAAGCACCAACCACUCCCUCGGCUACAAAAACUAAUUCUGCAAAAAUCUCGUCUGCAAAAAAAGGGAAAGAUGAAGAUCAUGACCCUUAUGAUAUCGAAACGGAAAUGGAAAGACAUCCUGAGCCUCUGAAAAACAUCCAGAUGGAAGUGCAAUCAUUUGGCGAAGUGAAGUACGCGAAAACGAGCUCCGGUAAAUAUGAACGAACAGAAAAGACGGCAGAAUCCCGUGUUGCUAACUUGGCUGAAUUGGCACCUCGUACGAAACAAAGGAAAUCCCUAGCGGAUCUCACUCCUGGACGAAAGAAGGCUAGCCCAACCGCCACUACGGGCGUACGUACCGCUCCACAACCUUCUCGCGGAGGACGUAAAGUAAAACCUGAAUCCGAAGAGGCCGAUAAGGAGGAAGAGCCUAUGGAGGUAGAGGACACUAGUGAUGUUCAAGCUAGCGACAAAAAGGCGAAAAAGAGUGCUGAAACGCCGAAGACGAGCGGCUCUGCACGCAAACGACGUGCCUCAGUUCAAACCCCAGUAGUAGCCAAACGACUACACGUUGAAGUACCUCAGUUAAAUGGAGAAGACUUGUUAGCUGUUGACCAUCCACAAGAUGAACAUGCUGCUUAUGAAGCUGGAGCUCGUGUUUAUGCAAUGUUUGAUGGCCUUUUUUAUCCAGCUGUAGUCGUCAGCCGCGAUGGAUUAGGGCGUUACAAAGUGAGUUUUGUCGAGGACGGUGUGGUGAAGGACGUACCACCAGCAGGUGUGAUUCCUUUGCGAGCAUUAGACCACGACAAGGAGUGCUUUUAUUCGGAUGGUUCGCAAAAGGAUCGUGUAGCCGUGAAAGUCUUGAAGGCACCGGAUUCAAAACAUGCUUCAUCAUGGCAGGAGGCUGUGUUUGAACUCGAACAGCUCGAUGAUGACGGUGACUCCACGGGAAAGAAACUGAAAAGUGUCUGGACAAACCUCGCUUUAUCCAAAGAAGACUGGCGUGACUAUAUAAAUAAAAAAUCUCGAGAAGCUACGGACGUCAUAGCAGAUAACAUUGAGAGCACUGAAGACAGGCACUUGCGUCGAUCGAAAGUGGCCACACCAAGUCAGUCGUCUACUCCGAAUGCCUCUAAGCCUGCGCCGAAAUCUGCGAAGAAAGCGACAAAUGCAGUCCCUACACCCAAAGCUAAAACUCCUGCGAAAGGAGGUCGUCGAAAGAAAGGAACUGCUUCAAAUUCUUCUAGAGCCAAUGAAGUUGAUGAAGAUGGUAGUGAGAGCGCACCAGAGUCUAGCGAGGAGCAAAUCUUUGCCGGAAAAUUGUUCAUUCUAACGUCGGCGAAUCGUCCUCCCGGUGACGCAACAGCAAACUCAAACACGACCGCAUUUAAGAAGAAGUUUAUGACGGACUUUAUUUCGACUCACGGAGGGCUUGUUGUAGACGAUAUGAAGGAAGUCGAUGAGCAUCCAGAAAUGGAACGGUUUCUUAUCUCUGACACACAUUAUCGUACGCACAAGUACUUAGCGGCGCUAGUACGGGCUAUGCCAUGUGUGUCACAUGAAUGGAUUUACAAAUGCCUCGGAGAGAAGAAACUUGUUGACUACAAACCUUUCUUGCUCCCAUCCGGUGUUUCAAUACUCGAUGAACGUGAAUAUCCAUUACCGAAAGAACGUGGUGUGUUGCUGCGAAAUAAACGAGUGAUGGUGCACUCGAAUGUAACGCCUCCGAGUAAAAAGUCGAUGUCGUUUGAACAAAUCUGGGUUCCAAUGGUCCCACAACUUGGGGGUGAAAUCGUUUCAGAGAUGCCUGAUGAAGAAGGAAAAUUGGAUAUUUUGCUCACCGAUCAUUCUGCGUCUGUCAGUUUAGUUGAGAAGGCGCGUAAAAUCGGAUCGGCAGUGGUUUCGUCAGAGUGGCUGAUUCAGGGAAUAAUAAUGGAUCGUCUUCCCGACGUUAAUGCCCACCAGAAGUUCCUUCACAACGGUGGUGUUUAUACCUGA
Necator americanus (New World hookworm) is the source of this 3771-nucleotide messenger RNA. RefSeq lists its product as uncharacterized. Gene Ontology annotation, biological process: DNA damage checkpoint signaling; positive regulation of transcription by RNA polymerase II. The transcript is spliced from 30 exons. The record is from RefSeq and is a predicted model, not a curated record. The coding region runs from base 1 to 3771 and encodes 1256 amino acids. Gene Ontology annotation, molecular function: histone binding. Lineage: Eukaryota; Metazoa; Nematoda; Chromadorea; Rhabditida; Ancylostomatidae. Gene Ontology annotation, cellular component: nucleus.